This is a messenger RNA of Miniopterus natalensis, 3106 nucleotides long. Lineage: Eukaryota; Metazoa; Chordata; Mammalia; Chiroptera; Miniopteridae. The record is from RefSeq and is a predicted model, not a curated record.
GUCCCACAAUGCAAGAUGAGGACACCUCUCCUCUGGACACUUCCUGUCGUGUUGGUCAGUUACCUGGUGGGUGGAACCCUGGAGGAGAAUCGGGAGACCAGGUCUAGUCCCAGCUCUGUCACUAACCAACUGAGCGAUCCUAGGCGCAUCCCUUCCUACCUGGGCCCUGGGCUCUUGCCUGUAAUGGAAAUGGAGACACAUCCUGCAGGAUUUGACAAGAACAGCGACCUGCUCCUGCCUGUCACCUGUCCUCAUCGUUAUUCCCACUCACCACCGCCUUCUCUGUCCGUAGACAACCUUUUAGUUCUCACGGUGGCCACGAAGGAGACCGAGGGGUUCCGGCGCUUCAAGCGGUCAGCCCAGUUCUUCAAUUACAAGAUCCAGGCGCUGGGCCUGGGGGAGGACUGGAAUGGAGACAAGGUGACAUCGGCCGGGGGAGGGCUGAAGGUUCGGCUGCUGAAGAAAGCCCUGGAGAAGUAUGCCGACAAGGAGAACCUGGUCAUUCUCUUCACAGACAGCUAUGACGUGGUGUUUGCAUCGGGGCCCCGGGAGCUCCUGAAGAAGUUCCGGCAGGCCAGGAGCCAGGUGGUCUUCUCGGCGGAGGAGCUCAUCUACCCGGACCGCAGGCUGGAGGCCAAGUACCCGAUGGUGUCCGACGGCAAGAGGUUCCUGGGCUCCGGAGGCUUCAUCGGUUAUGCCCCCAACCUCAGCAAACUGGUGGCCGAGUGGGAGGGCCAGGACAGUGACAGCGACCAGCUCUUUUACACCAAGAUCUUCUUGGACCCAGAGAAGAGGGAUCGGAUCAAUAUCACCCUGGACCACCGCUGCCGCAUCUUCCAGAACCUGGACGGAGCCUUGGAUGAGGUUGUGCUGAAGUUUGAAAUGAGCCAUGUUCGAGCUCGGAACCUGGCCUAUGACACACUCCCAGUCCUGAUCCAUGGCAACGGGCCUACCAAGCUGCAGCUGAACUACCUGGGCAACUACAUCCCGCGCUUCUGGACCUUUGAGACUGGCUGCGUCGUGUGUGACGAGGGCCUGCGGAGCCUCAAGGGCAUUGGGGAUGAAGCUCUGCCCGUAGUCCUGGUUGGCGUGUUCAUCGAACAGCCCACGCCGUUCCUGUCCCUGUUCUUCCAGCGGCUGCUGCGCCUCCACUACCCCCAGAAGCGGAUGCGGCUCUUCAUUCACAACCACGAACAACACCACAAGGCUCAGGCGGAGCGCUUCGUGGCGGAGCAUGGUGCCGAGUACCAGUCUGUGAAGCUGGUGGGCCCCGAGGCGCGCGUGGCGAACGCUGAUGCCAGGAACAUGGGCGCGGACUUGUGCCGGCAGGACCAUGGCUGCACCUACUACUUCAGCGUGGAUGCCGACGUGGCCUUGACGGAGCCCAAAAUCCUGCGCCUGCUGAUUGAGCAGAACAAGAACGUCAUCGCCCCAUUGAUGACCCGCCACGGGAGGCUGUGGUCGAACUUCUGGGGGGCACUGAGCGCAGAUGGCUACUACGCCCGCUCCGAGGACUAUGUGGACAUUGUGCAGGGGCGGCGUGUUGGCGUCUGGAACGUGCCCUACAUCUCGAACAUCUACCUGAUCAAGGGCAGUGCCCUGCGGGCUGAGCUGCAGCAGACAGACCUGUUCCACCACAGCAAGCUGGACCCCGACAUGUCCUUCUGCGCCAACAUCCGGCAGCAGGAUGUGUUCAUGUUCUUGACCAACCGGCACACCUUUGGCCACCUGCUCUCCCUGGACAACUACCAGACCACCCACCUCCACAAUGACCUCUGGGAGGUGUUCAGCAACCCUGAGGACUGGAAGGAGAAGUACAUCCACGAGAACUACACCAAGGCACUGGCGGGGAAGCUGGUGGAGAUGCCUUGCCCGGACGUCUAUUGGUUCCCCAUCUUCACGGAGACGGCCUGUGACGAGCUGGUGGAGGAGAUGGAGCAUUACGGCCAGUGGUCUCUGGGAGAUAACAAGGACAACCGCAUCCAGGGCGGCUACGAAAACGUGCCGACCAUCGACAUCCACAUGAACCAGAUCAACUUUGAGCGGGAGUGGCACAAGUUCCUGGUGGAGUACAUCGCCCCCAUCACCGAGAAGCUCUACCCCGGCUACUAUACCAGGGCCCAGUUCGACCUGGCCUUUGUUGUCCGCUACAAGCCCGACGAGCAGCCCUCGCUGAUGCCACACCACGACGCCUCCACCUUCACCAUCAACAUUGCCCUGAACAGGGUCGGAGUGGAUUAUGAGGGCGGGGGCUGUCGGUUCCUGCGCUACAACUGCUCCAUCCGAGCCCCACGGAAGGGCUGGACCCUCAUGCACCCCGGGAGACUCACACACUACCACGAGGGGCUCCCCACCACCAAGGGCACCCGCUACAUCGCUGUCUCCUUCGUCGAUCCCUAAGUGGCCAGGCCCGGCCACCUCGGACUUUUCCUCUCUGCCAACAACCACUGCCCAGCAGCCUCUGGGGCCUCGGGGUCCCAGGGAACCCGGUCACGGUCUCCAGGGUCUUGACCUCCCGCUGUUCUUGGAGCUGCCAUCAGAGAGACUGGGCCGCAGGCCGAGGCGAGGACACCUCCUUGGCUCUGGCUUUCCUGGUGCUCUGGGCCCAGCCCCAGGCUGCUUGUUCACUUUCACUGUGUUGUACCAACUCAACUUUUCUACUUGUCUUCCUGACAAACCCAGCCCCCCCAUCCUCUGAUUCUUCCGUCUGUGACACUUGAGCAGAAGAGAGACUCUAGGGGCAGGUGCCACCCCGGGCUCCUCCCAGGCAGAGCUGAGCCCCAGGGCCUUCCGCUUCAAGCUUCCGGUAGAUGCAAGACCUGGGUCAGACUCAGGUCCUCACCCUGACCCUGGGACUGUGGAAGCCCCCCCUUUCCUGGCUCCUGUCAUGGAGCAACACAUUGUCCCCGGAGAUGGUGACUCAGCAGACUUCCUGGAACACAGGAAAGGCAUGGAGGCCACAGCGCCAUCCUCUACUUGAUCCUUGCUGGGGAGAAAGGAGUGAUAUGUCCACACACUGCACUGCGUCACCCUGUCCCGGAUGUCGCUGGAGGGAGGGACAGGCAGAGGCAGGAGAGUUUCUAUUAAAAGUCAUUCAAACCACUGA